AUGACCUCGGUGGGCAAGCGCGUCAAGGUGCUCAAGCGCAUCGCAGAGGCCAAGGAGGCUGCAAAGCCCGCCCCUGCUGCCACUCCUGCUGCCACUCCUGCUGCUGCUGCUGCUGCUACAAUCGGUACUAGUGCGUCUGCUCCAGCAGCAGGCGCGAACGAUGCGAAUGCAGUUGCAACGACGGCUGCUGCAGCUGACGCUACCGGCGCCAACCCCGUCCGCGCAUCGCACGUCUACGCCAUCCCGCAUGCCCAUGAGCACGGAACUGCUGCUCGAAAGCCAAGUGUCAGUGUUGGACCUGCUGCGACCGCCGCCGCCGCCACUGCCGCUGCCGCCGCCGCUUCUGCUUCGAGCGCUUCUUCCGCCUCGACCCCGCCGAUUGCCUCGGAGCACCCGGCAACCCCUACACCCCCGCCGGUGCGCGCCAAGUCGCCCUCGACGUCAUUGUCGACCGGGGGUUCCGCUCCCCCUUCCCCUUCUCUGACGGCGUCCGCCACGCCGCCGGAAGUGCCGCCCCCGCGCGGUACCGUCUCUGCUGCCGACAAGCCCGCAUUGCGGCCAGCCGUGCUGCCAAAGCCCAGCGCAGCCAAGACUGCGUCUCUUGGCGUGGCUGCGGGGCGAGCCGCAAUGGCCGGCCUGGCACAGGCAGCGCAAGAAGCCGUUGUCGCCGCCGCCGCCGCUGCCGCACCCAGUCUCCCCGAGCAACCCGAGCUGCCCGAGACAUCCGACACUGAAACGGGUGCCAACGUCAAUCCAGUGCCCAAGCCACCGCGCAAGCACACCCUGGGCAACACUGAACCCGCAGAAUCCAAAAGCCCUGCCGCCGAAGAGGCUGCCGCAGCUACACCCGCAGCCACGCCCACACCCACACCCGCACCCACACCCACACCCGCCAAAAAGGCCCCGUCGCGCUUUGGCAUUGCCAUGCCUGGCGCAGGCGAGCUGUUGCGACGCAAGAACACUGCCGAACCGGAGGAGGACGCCGCAGGCACCACCAAUUACGUUGAAGUCACCUCGGCGGCCAACCUUCCUGAAUGGCGGCAUGCGCAAGUCAAGGCAGGAAACACCGCUGCUCUGACGGAUGAAGAAGAGCCUCUCCCGGACGUUGCCAUUCCCGAAGCGUUGCCGAUUCUCCUCCCUGGCGGCAUGCCAAAGGUGCAGCGACCCGUCGUGUCCCCAGUAUCGCCGGCGCCCGCCCCGUUCACCGCAGUUCCGAUCGCGUCAUCGCCGCCUCCGACCGGCGAGGGCUCUUCGGGCUCGUAUGGCAGUGUCUCGAGUGGAAACGUACCAAAGCCUCGCAAGCCGCUGCGCGUCAACCUUGGCAGCAUACGCAAGCCCAAGGUCAAUGUUGCUGCGAACACUCUGCUCGAGCCACAAUUCUGCGGCUUCCUGACCAAGCGCGGUGACAGCGUCAAGAACUGGAAGAAGCGCUGGUGUGUGCUCAAGGACUUUUGCCUCUACUACUACAAGACACAAAACGCAGAGGAGGCCAUGGGCAAGAUUGUGCUCCCCAGCUACAAUAUCGGCCUCGCCCCAGAGCUCGGCAUCAACAAGCGGUGGGCGUUCAAGGUGUUCCACAACAACAUGCGCACGUACUAUUUCUGCGCAGACGACCAAGAGUCGCAAGAACAGUGGAUGGCGGCACUCAGCCUUGCUGUCAAAAUGCAAGUGGACGACUCUGCGCCGCGUGCUGUCGUGUACUCGUCUGGGCGACCCACCUUUAGCUCUGGGCCCGCCAGCAAGAGCGGCUCUACAAAUGAUCUCCUUGCCGCAACCAACGAAGCACCUGCCGUCGCCGACGACGUGUACGAGACGUUUGACGCGGAACUGCUGAGCGGCGAGGAGGCGGUCGAAGAGCAGAGCAGCGACGAUGAUGUCGACUCUCCCCCGCCGCUGCCCCCUCAGCGCCAGGCCAUGCAAGACUUUUCGCGCAGUGCCACCUCCUCCCGAUCCGAGUCAUCUGACAACUUGGUCGAAGCCCCGACUUAUGACGUUAUUCCCGAGCGCAAGCCAGCCCCGGCACCGACAGAGGACUACUUUGAGAUUGUCGCCGAAGACGACUCCAACUAUGAGGUUGCGUUGCCUAUCGGCCAAACCGCCGCGGCCGCCGCCGCCGCCGCCGCUGCCGCACCAAUACCAACCCCGCGCAAGGCUGCGCCGUUGCCACCCGGCGUCACCGCCCCAGCCUCGCCCUCGAUCAAUGCAUUCCGGAAGCUGCCGCCCCCACCAGCUGCCCCCAGCACCCAGACCUCGCCCAUGACUCCCGCAAACGUGCCUUCGAUGCCUCGUGUGCCACAAAAGCAGCCGCCCGUGCCUCCCACCGACUCGGCCCCUGUCGACAUUUCCGCCCUCCAAGCCGCCGGACUUAUUCGUGCCUCCAUCGCCCUUCCCUCCACCGAAUCCAUCCCAGAUCUCCGAAGGUCCAAGCUGCCCCCGGGCACAUUCGAGGCCAUUGCUCUCUACGACAACGAGGCCGAUGACGACGAAGAGUUGUCGUUCAACGUGGACGACAUUAUUCUCAUCACGCACUCUGACAAUCCCGACUGGUGGCAAGGGGAGCUCAACGGCCGUUCCGGCCAGGUUGUUGCUGCCUAUGUCAAGGCCCUCUAA
Messenger RNA from Capsaspora owczarzaki ATCC 30864, 2610 nucleotides. RefSeq lists its product as hypothetical. Lineage: Eukaryota; Filasterea; Ministeriida; Capsasporidae. The record is from RefSeq and is a predicted model, not a curated record. Gene Ontology annotation, molecular function: protein binding. The transcript has a single exon. Bases 1 to 2610 code for a protein of 869 amino acids.